Molecule: messenger RNA, 9970 nt
Organism: Schistosoma haematobium
Lineage: Eukaryota; Metazoa; Platyhelminthes; Trematoda; Strigeidida; Schistosomatidae
Exons: 9
Coding region: 219-713 (164 amino acids)
Cellular component (GO): membrane
Source: RefSeq, a predicted model, not a curated record
CUUCAACAAUGAAUUUCAUUGGUGAAUAAUUUUGUUAUGGCCAUAUGUGUGUUUAUGUGACUGGUUGUAAUUCUUUUGACAAAUAAGAAGUCCAUUUAUAAACCGCAGAUCAUGACCAAACUAAUCGUCUAAAACCUAUAUAAUCAUCUUUAAUCAGAUUUGUGAACACAAGCUGUUCAUAAUUUUUAUUAAAAAAAAGCCGUAUAAUCGUCCCACCAAUGGGUGGAAUACUAUGUAAAAAUGGAGUCUUAUUUUGGAAAGCUUUAUCGGUUGAUUUAAAUGACCCAACAUUUAAGUCAGAUAUGGAUCUUGUGGAAUGUGGUUCAGGGAAAAUUCAUGAAUCUAUUGAUAAGUUACCAUCGUCCGAACAAGAUUUGAAAACACAUCCUAAAGAUGCACAAAGAUCUGAAUUAUCCACAUUUAAUUCUUCAAUAGGAGUGUUGCUUUCUUGUUUGGGUUGUGUCAUAGGAACAGGAAAUAUAUGGCGAUUUCCACGUAUUAUUGCCACAGCCAGUUAUUCUCAAGGAAGUUUGACAUUUCUCAUUGCUUGGGCAAUGUCAUUAUUUGUUUGGUCUCUACCACUAAGUAUUGUUGAAUAUACACUGGGUCGAUUUACUCGAACAUCUCCACUUGGUGCAUUUCACAGAUUUUUGGGCAAUAAAUUAGUAUGGUUGGGAGGAUGGAUUGUUGCUGUAACUUAUAUGAUCACGUAAGUAGAAUUCUGAGUAAAUUUCUACACAACAAAAAUACUCUAAGUCGUCGAAUUUCAAAGAAAUGAAUCUUUCUCUACUACUGCAUCUUAAAUGAACAAAAGUCAGGUAGUGAAAACUGGAUACAGUUACAUUUAGUUGGAAGUUUCAAAAGCUAUCAAAAUGAGGAUUGUAUAUUGCUUACUUUUCAGUCAUUGUUGGUUGGUGUUUAUAUUAUUUCUAUAAAUCCUGUGCAUUGUCAAGUUUACCGAGAGAUGUAGAAACAAGUAUUAAAAUUUUCAACGAGUUCGCACAGGAAUCUUACUGGCCUGCAUUAACCCAUACAUUAGCUGUUGUUAUUGUUGGUGGAUGUAUAUUUGGUGGUAUAAAAUGGAUUGAAAAAGCCAAUAUGGUAUUAGUACCUAUGUUAUUAGGUAUAUUAGUUUUCACAUUCGGAUGGUCAUUAACAAGAAAAUAUUCAGAAGUUGGUAUUACAUUUUUAUUUACUCCAUACUGGGGUUAGUUUCAGAAUAUAUUUUAUAAAAAUCAGUGUUUGAUACAUUAUACUUUUCGUCUGGGAUUUUCAUCAUAGACUAGUGUCCCUUAGAAAAUCAUUUGAAAUAAUUUGGUACUAAACUGUUGCUUUAAUCUAAGAUUGGACUCCUGUACACUGUAUAUAAAAAUACCCGAAGUUGUAAUUAGAUUCUUUUAGAGAUUAUAUUGACUAUGAUAUGAUUUACCAUUUAAGAUGAAGUUCACUCAUUUUACAUCAUCAACUUUAUUUAGUUUUCAACAAAAUCCCUUUUACUUAACUUAUUAAUAGCAAAAUGUUAAAUUUAUACGCAAUUGUUUAACAUAAAAUCAUGUUAAACUAUAUUUUUGGCAUUAUCAACGAACUUUUAUAAUUUAAAGUAUAACUAUCAUUUCUAAUCAUACAUUCAAUAUCAAUUCAAAAUAAAUCACAUGAAUUUUGGUGAAUGAACAAAAUACUUCUCGAAAUUAGGGUUGUUUCAAGAAGAAAAAAACAGUCUUUCAAAGAAAAAAAUAGCUAAUUUCUUAUCGAUAUCUUCUAUCAUUGAAUAGAUGUUAUAUUGUAGUGAACAGAACACGGUUGGAGACAAUCGAAUUAUAUUUAGCACAAAAUUACAGAGUUGCUUGGUAAAAUAGAAAACCCAUAUUUUCUACUCCCGCUCUUCCUUUCCUGAUCUUCCACAUCUUCUGCUGCCAGACAUUACAUUCCUGACUCGCGUCAUGUACUACUUAUAUCAAUAUAAGUAGCACGCACCACAAUAUUACCAUAUACAUCAAACAAAUUUUCUGUAAAACCAUUAGUUUAUUUAGUAUGGUAUCCUUUAAAUCUAAAAACAAACUGUAAGUUAAAAUGUUAGGUAUCUUAAAAAUCAUCAACAUGUUCUUUUAAGCACAUUUAUAGAUAAACUAAUAUGGCUAAUACAUUAUCAAAGUCAAUACAUUACAUUCAAAAAAAAAAGAACUCGAUUAGAAUAUAAUAUAAGCUAUGAUGAAAUAUUGCAUAGAAUUGCAUUGGUUCAAGGUGUCAUAUUUGACAAUAAUACACAAACAAAAUAAAAAUUAGUAAAAUUCAAAACAAUGUUGAAAUAUCGGUAGAACAAUGAGAAGAUGAAGUUGAUCUGAAAAAUUUGAUGUAUUCGCUCUAUACAUUUUGAACAAUCUAGUCACACAUAUAACUUGUCAGGGCCUAUUAUAUGAAAAUUAAUAAAGGUCAAUUAAAUUAAAUGUAUAGAGCAGUUACAUCACAUUUUCCAAAUCAACUCCGUUUUCACAUUGUCCUAUCGAAAUUUAUUAAAGGGACUAAUUGCUUUAAAUAUUGAAAUAAUCAGGAGGCAAUACAUAAAAAAUAAAUAAAUAUUUACACUAUAUUUUAUUAUCACUUUCAGUCAUUUUUGUUGUUGUUGUUGUUGAGUAUAGAGAAGUGGCGUACUUUAAAAAUUUAUAGAACGAUUAAAAUAAUCAGUGCAUUUUUAUAAAAUACAGGCUACAUUUUUCAUGAAUUGGUCAUUUAAACAAAGGAGAAAAAUGAGCAGUUAGCUACAUAAACCCAGUGAACUGGUUUAAAUUGUAAUCUCGGUCUUAUAAUAAACUUUAGUAAAAAAUAGAAUGUUCAUCUAUCAAUCUCUCAAUACAAUUUCCUUAUUAUGAUUGUUCAUUUUCUAGAACAUUAGCUCAGUAAAAUAUACAGCAUACUUAUGUUAUUGUAACUAUCGUUUUCAUAAAACAGGUCACGUCAAUUUAGUAAAUGAAAUUUAUAUAAUGAUUUUGUUUAAUUUUUAUUUUCAUAGGUAGUAUGUUUACUCCUAGUUUAUGGGUUGCUGCUGCUAGUCAAAAUGCAUUCGAUACUGGCGCAGCUAUGGCUUUAUUCAUUUCAUAUUCAUCAUAUUUUAGUCGGAAAAAUGGUGCUGUACGCCUCGGUACCAUGAUUCCACUAUGUAACAAUAUGGUCAGGUGAGGCAUUUAGUUUUGGUUUGAUAAUCACAUAAAGUUAUGGCUGUGAUUACAGUGAUUUAGUUACUUCAAUUUUAAGGUAGAAAACAAUAAAAUAUAAGCACUUGGAUAGUUACAGGUCAACCAUACUGAGGGGUUGAAUAAGAAUAACAGUUAACAACUUGUAAGUGCUAAAUGCUGAUAAAAAUGUUAAAGAGGACAACAGAAACAAUUAACUGAUAAAAAGUUCGUCAUAAUUGUGAGCAUCAAUUCUAUAUGACUAUAUUCGAAUGUUAACACUCUUGCUAUUCAGUUCAGAUUGAGAAAAACAGAGAAAGAUUUCUAAAAAUCCAUUACGUAAUUCAUCCGUUGUUUGAGUUAUUGUUAUUGCAGUUAUCAAUUAAUUUGAAUGAAGUUCUUGUCUGUAUCACGUACCUAUUUUGGUAAUAAAGCAAUGGUUCAUGAAGAAGAGGGAAGGAAAGAUAACAGACUAGACCAAAGAAUUGACAAUGAUACCGUUAUGUGGACAGACAUGUAAAGUGCCAAAGGACAACAGUAACAAAUCAAAAUGACUGGAACAUUUUUACCUUUCGUCAUUUUCAAAUAUUUCAUUUGUGACCAAUCAUCACUCAAGAGAGAUUUAAAAGCAUAAACAUAUAAUAUCCUUCAUUGUAUUUCUUUUAAGCUUGAGUAUAUUAGAAAGGAGUAACUGAUACUUUAUAUUGAUUUAGAAUAUGGAAACGGAACAACACAAUUCAACGAACACGAAUUUGUGAAAUACGAACUAUUUAUAAGAAAAAAAAACAAGUAAUCAACCAAACUAACAGACACCAAUUCUACAUAGAACUGUACUAGUGUUCUCUAGACUGUAAGAAAAACUAAGUUACUACAGCGAUGAUAGUCACUUAUAUAGCAGUAAUUACAAUAUUUUGAAGUAGUUAAGAGAUAACAGUCAUAACUUGGAAAUAAAAUGGUCAAGUGAGAAGUAUUGUUAAAUUACAUUGCUUAUAUUUAUGAGAUAAAUACCUAACUAGUAGGGAUUAAGUAGAACACUGAUGCAAAAAUAAAUCAGGAUUGAAGAUAAACUUAAUGAAUACACUGAACAGGUAGAUAAUGCAGCAAACAAUGAUUAAAUGGUGAUUGAAAAUGAUUUCUAUAUUAUAUGAAGAAGAAUAAUAAGGUAUAUGACCGAAUUGAUUGACAAACAGAUUUGUUUAUCAUUGCAAUUAUUAUAAUCAUAUAAUCGUUUGAUACUUUAUCAUUCAAUCAGUUAGUGUUUCCUUUAUUUGGAUUCAUCUCUAUACGCUAUGUUGUUGUUGUUGUUGCAUCCUGUUCCUCCUCCUUCUCCUAGUUCAAUCAGCCAGUGAAGUUAUUCUGGUUGUUAUCUGCAUGGUUCUCCACGUAUCCGUGCACCAUAUUUAGUCUUCCAAUAAAAAUAAUAAUAACAUCACUAUGAUGCCGUAAGUUUCACUCCGUUUUGGAGUGAAUACAAUACUAUACUAUUCCAUUAAAUCAAUUUUCGCUUAUUACACAAAUUCACCUUAGUUCACUUCAACAUCUAGGUUAGACCACCAAUAUUAAUAAAAAAGAAUCGUUAGGUUUACAAUCUAAUAUAAAUAGCAUUAGAUUAGUACCUUAUCAAUAGUUAGUUUAAAAUAAUAAUCACAGUACUACAUCAGAAAUGUUAGAACGAUGCCUUCAACUGCAGUUUUACAUUACAAAAAAAAAAACAUCUCAAAUAAACUACAACAUACAUAGAAUUUCCAUCAAGAAAAGAAAAAAACCUUCCAUAGAUUGAUUUCUUUUCAGAUCAUCCAAAAAAUAAAACACCAUCUUCAUCAUCAUCAUCAAACUCAAUAUACAGCAAAAACCAAAACUUUCAACUGCAUUAUUCUACUUUCUAUUACAAUUCCUUUUUUUUCAAAAGAAAAAUUAUUAAAUAAUGUGCAUUAAUUAAAUUUAGAAAUAAGAUUGACAUUUAUAAUAAAUUAGUUGUUUCCUAAUAAAAGUAACAUAUGGGGAAUUUGUGUGCUUUAUUGUUAUUAUUGUUAUUAUUAUUAUUAAUAUUGAUAAUAAUACAUUUUUAUUUAUCUAAUUACCAUAUAUAUAUAUGAUGUAAUAUAGUUAUAUAUUUUGAAAUUUCAAUUACAUGCAAGUUGAUUAAAUCUAUAUAAAAGGCAGUGAAUUAGCGUUUGUUUUUUAAAUGAAAUCUAAUCUCUAUGAACUGAUAUGUGAGAAUUGUUAUGGAAAUGGAUAGUUACACAUUAAAACUAUUAGUAUUAGUUUGGGUUUGUUUUCCAUUAUGUUCUUUAUUAGUUAGAGUGUGUUAUUGAGAUUGAUUUAUCUGAAAUAUUAGAUUUUUAACAGGAUAACAUGAUAGAGUAGUUUAAUUAGAAUGAGAAAUGUAAGCUAAAGUUAAAUUUCUCAUUUUAAUGAUAAAUUAGGAUAUCAAAUUAUUUACAUGAUGAAUUAAUUUAGUUCAUUCUAAUCUGUGUACAAUAUUUAUGAUCAAACAGUCAUAUCAAUAACACCGAAGGAGUUCUGAAGACUUUAUCUUAAAGUUGUACUACCAUGUAUCAUAGUCAACUUAUUUUUGGAACAAAUUUGAUUUCUGUCCUUCGUAAACCAAACAGUUUAUAGAAGUACCGUUUAGCAUUUAUAGUAAGUUGAUGACAAGUUGAAAUUUAAGUGCGAUCUAAUUAAGGUAGCAAUUUAUAAAUUGCAAAACUUUCGUAGAUUUAUUCAUGCACUUUUUACUAAGCUAGUUACCAGACUAACUAUUAAUGAUGGAGCAUUCAAUAUUAUUUUCACCGCCUAUAGAGAAGAUAUGGUUUUAGAAUACUUAACUACUGAUUGUAAUUAUUGAUCUUUUAUAUACCUUUGAAUUGGAGCAACUUAUGUCAGUCACAUCUUGCAUGAAUAUUUGCUAAAAAUACAUAUUAUCUUCUUAAAUAUGACCAUGAUUAUAUCAAUCUAUUACUCUAAAAGAUAAGCUUUUUAUUUAUUUUCUUCAAUGUAAUUUGUAUAAAUGUUUGUUGACUAACUCUAUUAAACGGUAAACAUUACAUUUAACUUGAAUUUUUUUACUAAUUUCUAAAGACUGUUGCUUUAAUUAUUGAUUCCAUUUUUUCACCAAAUGUUUCCAGUUUACUCUGUGCACUAACAAUUUUCUCAACUGUCUUCUCAACUUUAAUACAAACGUCACCAACAUUAACACGUUCUGGCAUCUUGAAAAUAAUGCAAUCAAAUGGACCUGGUAGCACAGGUCUCACAUUUACCUGGAUCCCUGUCCUAUUCGCCUAUGUUGGUGGUCUGGGAAGAGUUCUCUGUUCAUUGUUCUUCUUAUGUCUCUCCUUCGCGGGGAUUACUUCAUUGAUUGGUCAUGUUCAACUAACGGUUGUAACAGCUAAGGACUUGGGCUGUAAGUUUGAAAAACCCCUUCAUUUUGUUACCUCAUCUGAAUAUUUCAAAUUAUACCCUUAACAUAAUCAGGUAAAAAUCAUGACCACAUAGUCAUAAUUAGAUUCGUAUAAAUAAAGCGACUUAACUCCAAUCCUAAAGAUGAUAAGCAUAGUGAAUCAUGAUAAACACUGUCAAUCUACAUAGUUGAUAUAAUCUAAUCAUCACUAAAGACUAAAAACAUUUUCCUAAUACUAAUCAGUGAUUAUUUAGUGAAGUCAGAUUUCGGACCACUAAAAUUAAUUGAUAAGAAGAUGUUCUUCAGAGGGUCAAUCACAACCGAACUAGCUCGAUGUUAACGUCUUCCGCUGUAACAGAGGUUCUAAUUUUAAAAGAUUUCCGAGUUUCUCUUCAAGAUUGAAACUGAUUUUUUCCAAAAUUCGUUACCAGCUGAUGAUUCCUAUAUAACUGGAUUACUGGAUAAUUAUUUUGACAUGGUUUUGAAACUGUCAAUACUGUGUACAUACACUAUAUCGAGUCUAGGAUGGUGCACUGCUGAAAAGUUUCAUACUAUUAUGACACCCCUUUCUAGUGUUUUCUAAUUUCUCAAUGACUCCCCAAUAACCUUAGUCAUUGGUGAAAAUAAAUUUCACAGAAAAUGAAAUUUACAUUAAUCUAGUGAUUAAUUAUUUCCGUAAAAACCGUUUAAAGAUAGAGAAUAAAUAAUUGUUUCUUAUAAAUAAAAUCUACUUAAUAAAUCGGUCUUAUAUUCUCUCUCUAUCAAUCAUUCAAAUCACCAAAUUAGUAAAGUUCAUUUCCUUCAUUUAUCAACUGUUUGGCGAAGAAAGCUAUUUGUUUAUUUGAGAGCUAAAUGGUCUAUUUAAAAAAAUUUCUCCUAAUCAGUUAAAUUUAUAAACGUUAUAUACCAUAAUUUACUUACGAAUUGUCUCUAACUGUUCUUUGAUUAAUGUCUAUAGAUUUAGAGAAAACAUUCGUACUAUAACUUUUUAUUUUUAUUAUAGUAAGUCAUAGACAAGCUGCAUUUGCUGGUUUAUUCCUCACUCUUGUAUUUGGUAUGCCUUCUGCAAUUAGUAUAAAUGUUCUUACAAAUCAGGUUAGUUUUAUAUUCAGUUAUUGUUUUAGCUUUUUCAAAAAGAUUUUCCUCUCAUGAUUUUGUGUUUGUUCUUGUAAUUACGGUAAUAUGCUUAUCACUCAAAUAAAUUUUCGUAUAUUAUGUGUGUUUUUCGGACAGCUUUCAGUAGUGAGCUAUUUAAGAUACGCAUCCAUUUCUGUAAAUACCUAGUAUUUUCAACAAAUACGGUAUGUACCUAGUAUCAGCAAGAUUUCUCCUGAGCUAAACUUUUAUACAUAAGGAUUUGCUAGAUUAUGAAUACUAUCCUAGAGUUUUCAGGGACUGCAUGAUGUUAACAGGUAAUAAAUGGGGCUGAUCUGCAGAUUUUAAAUGAAAUCAUCUUUCUUCUCCUUCUACACAAGAGGUGCUUCAAGCUCAUAGCUAAGAGUUAUGUGUCAAUUGACUUAGAUAAAAAUCAAAUAUGACUCAGGCAGAACACUUCAAGAGUCCGAUGCGGUAUAUGCUAACCAAUUAAGAUUUAAUUUAGCUUACAGUCUCCAAAUUGAGUUCCAGAACAACAAGUUUAGAUAAAGUACAUUUCAAGUUAGGUUGUGAGCAUGUCAGCUAAGUCUUCCGGCGAUCAUCAGAUAAUGAAUUAUAAAAAUGUCUUCCACUUCACUCUGAUAACUUACAUUGGCACAAAAACCAUGAACAGUUUUUAUUCUUUUGUUUAAAUCAGUGCCUUUGAAAGUAAAUUUUGUUUCCUUCCAAAGUGUUGGUCUUCCACCAACAAAUCCAGCUAAAUUAGUGGUUAAAGAGUAUGAAUGUACUAAGUAACGAUGUCGACAAAAUCUGGUACUUGAAUAUUUAUCUCAAAAACGUUCGGGUUGCAAAAUACAAAAUACUAAUUUCUGACUAACUGCCACUGUCGUAUCGUUAGAUCUCAUUGUUGACAAAACAACUUAUUCCCUUUUUAUUAAAUUACAUCAGAUGUAUCAAGCAGUUAUUUGAUACUUUCCCAUAAUGUUUGAAAUAUUGUAAACCUAAACGUUUUAAUCAGUAAGCAAUGAUAAAUCCCUAUUCUCUUCCUGAGCCAUCAGCUAGUAUAAUUCUCAUUUACUGAAUAGACGAUUUAUUGAAUACAUGAAAUAAGAAAAAUAGGCUAAUACAUUUUAUAUAUAAAUACGUUUUCAAUAACCUUGAAAGUGGUAUGAAAAUAAUAGCAUUUUUAACAAUGGCAAAACUGGAAGAUGAUCGUCAUGGAAAAAUUUGAAGAGGAUUAGGUUUAAUUUCAAAUCGCAAUAAAUUUUUGAAAAAUGUUAAGUAGUAAAAAUAUCUUUAAAUUACAUCCUGUCUAACUUGUGAGACAACAAAGUGAGCAACAUUACUGAUAGAUGUGGCAUGCUUAACAGACAUACAAGUCUUCAAAUAGGUCACUAAUUUUUUGGCUAAUAUGAUUGAACAUUUGUUAAUAACACAAACUACAGUCCACCCCAGUGGUAUGUUAGAACUGUGGUUGAGAAGAUUAUAGAAGGAACUAAAAUAUGUUACUAAUGUAGAAUAUUAUUAAAAACCACAACCAACUUGCUCCUAACUCUGUUGCAGUGACGCAGAUAUCGAGUGGUAAAUAAUAAUUUAAAUUUCGCUUCAGAAGCACUUUUAUAAUAGUCGACUAUGAUUAACUUUUUAAUACUGUUAGCAAUAAUAUCAUGCACACGUCUUUAAAUAUUAAUGAUAUUUUGUAGGACAAUGUUUGGGGUUUUGCACUUAUGUUAUCCGGUUUAUCUAUGGCUGGUCUAAUAAUAAUUUAUGGUCCAAUGAAAUACAGAAGGGUCAUUGUUAAUGAUUUUGGAAUCGAUGAUUGGAAACUUCCAGUUGUUUGGGUCUUUAUGAUAAGUGUUUUGGUACCUUUAUCCGGAACCGGAUUGAUAAUUUGGUGGGCAUAUGAUUUGAUAAAAUCUAAUCCUAAAUGGUAUCAACUUACUUUGGAUUCAAUGACUACUACAUUACUUGAGUGGCUCAUUGUAUUUCUCAUUUUAAUAACUGUGAACGCUAUAGCAGUUUGGCGAAAUAUUGAUUUCUUUCAUAAAGAUAAACAAAACGGUUAUGAUCCUCACAAUCCAGAUUAUAUACCAAAAGAUGAAUUGCAGUCAUUUGAUGAAUUCUUUAUUGUAUCCUCGGAUAGUGUAAAUAUUAGUCGAAAUCAAAUGCUAACACACUUGUAAUUAGUAUAUUUAUAUAUUAUCUCAUAAAUUUAUUUGAUUAACACAGUUUAAUUAUUUCGCCUAUAUAUAAUAUGUAGACAUAUAUAUAUACCCUAUUUUAAAUAAAGUAAACGUUUUUUACCUUC